AUGGAGACGUCUGUGCCAUUCCGGUCGGCGCGCUCAUUUUUUGCCAUCUCUGCGCUCUUUCUGUCUUCUCCCCUCUCUUCGCUUUCACCACCUUCGCGCUACCCUCACGGACAUGGAAGCGGAGUCGGGCUUAUGACCUCUGGUUCGUCUCCGCAGGCGCGACUGGCGCCCCGCUGGUUGGCCGCAGAGUGCGCAGAUUCUCACGCCGUGCCCAGUAAUGCCGCGGUUCCUUUUACUAGCACACACGCAGGAGCAGCUGUCCAGAUGGCAGAGGUGGAGUCCUCGGAGCCGACGCUGACGCGCGACACUAUCGAGGCCCGUUCGCGCCUGAACACGCGGCGGAGGCGAGCAGGUCGUCGCAGGCCGCCUUCUCUGUCCAUCGGCGCGGCGGAGGAGUUCGAAGAGGAGAUCGUCAGACGUCUGCCUGACCCACAAAACGUGGCUCCCUCCCCAUAUAUUUCGCGUGGCGUGCUAGCGCUUGCCACCGGCGGGCCUCGAAAGAAGGCACUCUUCAAACUCGUGCCCAAUUCCCGCCUAUUAUACCGGCGUCCCGAUGGACUUAUCGCCUGCGAAACAGGCGGCACGGUCAGCCGCGCACAAGCUGCGUCGGUGAGACCAGUCUCGUUCAGCGGCCUGACAGGGCACGUCGUGGAGUUGUCUGGGGCAUUCUCGGAAGUUGGUGGGUUAGAGAGCCGCCCGACUACAUUGCCCUUGAUCCGCGGCUCUGCUGCGUCAGUCAUGACCGGCAGGGACAUACUCGUUGUCUGCGCGAAGGCCGGCGAGCCUGCAGUGGCAAUCGCGGCUGACAAAGCCGUGGAGGCAACGGCAUCGGACCAUCGAAAAGCCGUAGAGGCGCACGAGUUUCGCCUCGCACGACAGGACGCCGACCGCCUGGAAAAGCGAGCUGCAAGAGGCCGCAAGGUUGCGAAAUACGCGGCUAUAACGUCUGCGGCCUUCUUUGUUUUGAUGUUCGCCUCCCUUCACUCGUACGCGCGGUGGCGACUCCGGGAGUCGAAUGUGACUAAGUUGAACGUGGCGGCUAGAGUUCUGAUCCACAACAAACGUCUUGCUCCGCCGCGGGACUGGAUCCAGUUGGAGGAAGACUUGCUGGCUUCCGCUGACAAGCCGGGGAACCUGAAUCUUCUCAAGCGAGAGAUUGGCCAGACCCACCCCCACGUUAUAGCGACGUACGUGAAAAUGAAGGAGAUGUUUGAUGACACCAAACGCCUUUUUAUGCUUGCUAGAUGGUCGGGUUUGGCGUUCGUUGGGGCGAAAGGCGCCGCCUACAUCUUUUCGCAAGUGGUCAGAACUCGGCGAAGAAACAUCUAUAUCAGAAAGAGGCAGCGGGCUCAGCUGGCGGGAGUCAGCGCGGAUGAGGACGAAGAGGAAGGCGAAGAGUGGCUGGAUGCAUCCUCCAUGGAUCCUAUGGAUCUGGCGACCACAGGCAUUUUCUAUACCUCGUCACCUCCUCCUUGA
Molecule: messenger RNA, 1476 nt
Organism: Besnoitia besnoiti
Lineage: Eukaryota; Apicomplexa; Conoidasida; Eucoccidiorida; Sarcocystidae
Exons: 3
Coding region: 1-1476 (491 amino acids)
Source: RefSeq, a predicted model, not a curated record